Molecule: messenger RNA, 243 nt
Organism: Bipolaris maydis ATCC 48331
Lineage: Eukaryota; Fungi; Ascomycota; Dothideomycetes; Pleosporales; Pleosporaceae
Source: RefSeq, a predicted model, not a curated record
ACGCUGCAGCACGUCCAUUGCGCUUCGACAUGUCGGUUUCGAGAGCUGUUUCCUCGAGAUUUAUCUGCAGUUCGUGUUUAAAAGCAAGCGCACGUCCGUCGCCAAUAAUACCAAAGACCAACCGCAUACCAUCCCGCGCCUCGCCUCUGAAACCUCCACAAUGCGCAUUCAGCACGAGCCUGUCUCGCGGAUCGCAAAAGAACAAUCCCUCAACUGAAGACCCUGAAUUCGCUUUUCUAAGCA